GUACCUCAUCGGCUUCCUUCUUCUCCGCGGCAUUAUAUAGUUGUCCCGUCUCUGAGCUCGAGCUCCUGUCCCCAGUUCCUCUUCCGUUCCAUACCUACAGGAGAUCCAUCUGCUUUAAUUAGUUCGUUAGCUUUCCUCUGCUUUAGUUAGUUAGCACCCUAGCUAGGCCUUGUUGGUUAGGAGAGCAGAACAGGGAGCUUUGGAGCGGUUUUCAGAAGGAGGUCGAGUUUAUGGCGGAUCUCGACGCGCUCCGGGCGUCGGCGGCCGACGUGCGGGUCGUCACGUCGGACGGGCGGAGCAUCGCCGCGCAUUCCUACGUUCUUGCCUCGGCGUCGCCUGUGCUGGAGAAGAUGAUCGACAGGGCGUGGCUCGGGUGGGGCGCCGAAUGCACCAUCCGCGUCCUCGGCGUCCCCUCCGACGCCGUCCUCGCCUUCGUCCAUUUCCUCUACUCCUCCAGGGUGGCGCCGGAGGAGGAGGAGGUGGUGGGCGCGCACGGGGCGCAGCUGCUUGCGCUGGCGCACGCGUACCGGGUACCGUGGCUGAAGCGCGCCGCGGAGGCGGCCGUGUCGGCGCGGCUCACGGCGGAUCGCGCCGUGGACAUACUGAAGCUCGCCAGGCUCUGCGACGCGCCGCGGCUGUACCUCCGGUGCGCGCGCCUAGCCGCCAAGGACUUUUCCGCCGUCGAGCGGUCCGAUGGCUGGCGCUUCGCUUGCCGCCACGACCCAGCCCUGGAGCUCGAGCUCCUCCAGCUCCUCGAGGACGCCGACCAGAGGAGGGCGCGGUGGGCGCGGGAGCGGGCGUCCCAGGAGGCGUACAAGCAGCUCGGCGAGGCCAUGGACUCCCUCGACCGCAUCUUCGCCGGCACCGAGGACAACUGCUGCCACGGGCCGUCGGCGACGGACAAGCUGUGCGCGGCGCGGGACAGCACCUGCCAGGGCCUGCGGCUGCUGAUGCGGCACUUCGCCACGUGCGCGCGCAAGAUCGCGCCGGGAGGCUGCGCGCGCUGCAAGCGCAUGCUGCAGCUCUUCCGCCUCCACGCCUCUGUCUGCGACCGGCAGGAGCAGGGCCAGCCGUGCCGCGUGCCGUUCUGCAGCCAUUUCAAGGCCAAGAUGCAGACAGAGAAGGCGGACAAGACAUGGCGGCUUCUGGUGAAGAAGGUGACGAGGGCCAGAGUGAUGUCUUCCGUGGCCGAAAGGAAGGUACCGGAGGUUGUGGCCAUGUCAUGGGCGAGGUACAGCAGCAGCAGCAGCAGACGGACUAUAAGUUGAGAUGAAGAAACACUAUAUGUACAUGGCCGAUCUCCAUCCGGAAUGCGUAAUUUUGCUGUAAUCCUUCUGUAAUUUUUUCGUCUUUGGAGUACGGCAAAACUCAGUGUCAUGCUGUCAUGGAGGUGGAGUCAAUGUAAGCAUAACAGAGUGAAUGUUUUCCUUAGGAAAGAAUAGCGUACUAUAUUGUAGCCCUAAUAUACGUAUUCAAUGUAGACUUGGUAUACUAGAAGCAGCAAUAUUCUUUUAGUCAUUUCUGUAGUGGUCUUCGUAAAAAAGGUUGUCAUAUUGGGAGAGGUUCACUAGGGAUGCAGCAUUUUGACUUGAAACUUGCAAGAGACCUUUUCUAGAUUUCA
This is a messenger RNA of Phragmites australis (common reed), 1621 nucleotides long. RefSeq names its product BTB/POZ and TAZ domain-containing protein 1-like. Gene Ontology annotation, molecular function: protein binding. NCBI's taxonomy places the organism in Eukaryota, Viridiplantae, Streptophyta, Magnoliopsida, Poales, Poaceae. Gene Ontology annotation, cellular component: nucleus. The coding region runs from base 231 to 1268 and encodes 345 amino acids. The record is from RefSeq and is a predicted model, not a curated record. The transcript is spliced from 4 exons.